AUGACGAUCAAGCGGACGCCUAAACCCAUCACAACCGAAACUGUCUGCGUCCCCAAGCAGCACCACAACCUACUCUUCGUCAAGGACCUCACUAAACACGGGCAUAUCACCUUCACACCAUCCAAAGCAACGCUCCACGACCCAACACCAUUGCCCCCGGCGCUACUAACAGCCCGUUACCAACAAGGUCAAUACCGCAUCGCCACCUGCAACAAGCCGCCCCCUGGCCACCAUAGCCCCAUAGGGAAUGUGCUAGCAGCCCGAAGCACACCCCACAAAACAAGAGCCACACAACGCAAUAAACCCCAUUCAACAACACCAACACAGCCACCAUCCCAACCCCCCUCAUCCCAACCACCCCCUCAUCCCAACCACCCCCUCGUCCCAAACACCCAACAACAACCACACCCACCCGAUUCACACCACCAAUGCACACCGACAACCACCUCCGCAACAGAGCCCCAACACCCCCAACAACCCCACCCAGCAACAAACACAAGCUGA
Molecule: messenger RNA, 504 nt
Organism: Chondrus crispus (carragheen)
Lineage: Eukaryota; Rhodophyta; Florideophyceae; Gigartinales; Gigartinaceae
Exons: 1
Coding region: 1-504 (167 amino acids)
Source: RefSeq, a predicted model, not a curated record